This is a messenger RNA of Paraglomus occultum, 267 nucleotides long. Lineage: Eukaryota; Fungi; Glomeromycota; Glomeromycetes; Paraglomerales; Paraglomeraceae. The record is from the annotation of a GenBank genome assembly.
CGCGCUAAGUGUACUCGGCGUAUUCGCUUGCGCCAAUCCCAUUGGAGGAAUGAGUACCAAAAUAGAGACAAGAGAUACAAUAAAUGCUGUAUUGGAAAAGGCUUCUUCUGGCGAGCAGUUUGAACCUUACUUACUGAAGAGACGUGAAGACGACACCACCGACUCACUCACGGUUACGACGGAGGCCACGGCAACGGCAAAAAAUGGCACAAUAGAACUUGGAGAUUUUGUGGUUGUAGAGUGGGGUCAUGUCAUUUCUAAUGGAAA